AUGUUGUUCCACACGAAAGAUUAUCGCGGUGCAACCAUAGAAGAUUUGAAUAUCCCCCAUGCAAUCUCCAUCAAUCCGUCGUCGUUGAUUCGCGAUGCAAUAGGAAUUGGAUUUGAGAAUGAAUUUACUUACUUACCAGUAAUACACGAGGUCAAUAAGAGACUCCUAGGAAUAAUAAACCUUGAGCAGUUUAAAGACAACUAUCCUGAUGAUAAACUCAAACCACAAGUGUUCCACUAUAUGCUUUGGUUUAAUCCAAAAACCAAGAUGAAAUAUGAGAAUGAAAUAAUGAAGGAAAAGAAGUCUGUAGAUAACACACCACCAAUGACAAAGAUACUAAAGCCAAAGGGCAAGAGAUAUAGUGUCUUGACACCAUUUAGUCCCUUGGAAGAUUUGGCUAGUUUUUUCAAUAGAGGAAAUUACUUUGCUAUUGUUACUAAUGAUCUGGGAAACGUUGUUUAUGGAGUGGUCACGCCUCAGGAUUUGAUGAAAUACGAGCAAAGCAGACCCAAACUAUAA
Molecule: messenger RNA, 519 nt
Organism: Lodderomyces oxycetoniae
Lineage: Eukaryota; Fungi; Ascomycota; Pichiomycetes; Serinales; Debaryomycetaceae
Exons: 1
Coding region: 1-519 (172 amino acids)
Source: RefSeq, a predicted model, not a curated record